Uncinocarpus reesii 1704 is the source of this 1629-nucleotide messenger RNA. RefSeq lists its product as uncharacterized. Lineage: Eukaryota; Fungi; Ascomycota; Eurotiomycetes; Onygenales; Onygenaceae. Gene Ontology annotation, biological process: regulation of transcription by RNA polymerase II. The coding region runs from base 1 to 1629 and encodes 542 amino acids. The record is from RefSeq and is a predicted model, not a curated record. Gene Ontology annotation, cellular component: nucleus. The transcript is spliced from 3 exons.
AUGUACGACGAAGUCUAUGAUUCAGACGACCUUCGCCCUACCACUCCUCCGCUCGAACAAGUCAAACCCGAUCUCCGGCCUCACGAAGAUACUCCUCCCCCGUUUCUUCCAGAGAAAAGCGAAAGCCCAAAAGAAAAGGAAAGUCCCUCUGGACGUGUCCGUAAGGGUUCUCACCGACGCUGGAAAGGCCGUGAAACAUCAAUAGGGAUCCAGCUAAUAAUCCAAAACUUAGACUCUAACCGGCCCGAUCUAGCAUAUCAGCUUAAAGAGGCGCCCCUACACUCGGAUUCGCCGUCUGAUACAAGUGAAGCUGAUGAUGGAGUGGAACAAGUACAAUCAGAAAAGCAUCGGGAUACCUCCACGAACGAUGUGCCUCCGUGCGCAAAUUCAGCAUGUGAGCUAAAGAGCAUGCCACCGGAUGAAGAGACAAAGGUUCAGCAAAGGAAGCCACAGGACCUUCUCAAUCUUUUGAAUAAUCAAGAUGACUGGGAAGAGCCGAACGAAUCGACUCAGAUUCACCAAGAACAAGCUUCUAGUGAGCAUGACAGAAUUCCAUACCGCAGCCGAAUGCACUCCCAGGAGCCAAAGUUCGGAUAUCAGUUGCCUAGGAUCAAUUCAAAUCCCGAAGAUCGAACUUUAUCAGGAAGAUUACCGAGACAGGAGGAACUAGCCCACCCAAGCCAUAAAGACCCUCGCCUUCCUCAAAGUUAUCAUGCCUCUCUCCCAGCCUUAUCUCCUCCGCAAUCCAUUGGGUCGCCGGAUUCUGGCCGAAAUUUACCCUCAAUAAAAACUUUAGUAGGGGGCUCUUUUGAAGAGCCCGCACGUUUCCCAACCUUGACAACGCUGGAGCCCCAAUAUAUCCCACCUUCAUUUCGCCGUGCAGCCACUUUCGGACACCUUUCGCCCGCUAGCUCAAAAGACUUGCCAAGCCUUUCGCUCAAGCCCAUUACUGGUGGACCGCAAAACACUAUUUGGGCACCACAGUUGAACGCUGAGUGCUCUCAGUCUCAGUCCCCUGGUGACACUAGCUCUCACUUUACAGGAAGCCCUGCUGCGGGGUAUCCUACGCCAGUAGAGCCUGGGAAAGAUGAGCCUGAAGAGCCAUUACCCUUUAACAAGCGUGUUAAAACUUCCACGCCCCAAAAUACAGGCGGCUUCAAGUGCGACUACCCUGGCUGUACCGCGGAACCGUUUCAGACCCAGUAUCUUCUCAACUCUCAUGCAAAUGUACAUUCCGAUAACAGACCAUAUUAUUGUCCCGUGAAAGACUGUUCUCGAAGUAAAGGCCGUAGGGGGUUCAAACGGAAAAAUGAAAUGAUACGGCAUGGCCUAGUCCAUGACUCUCCCGGGUAUAUCUGUCCAUUUUGUUCGGAUCAACAACGGCGUUAUCCUCGGCCAGACAAUCUCCAGCGGCACGUUCGAGCGCAGCACCCAGAUAAAGAUAAAGAAGAUCCAUUGCUACGAGAAGUCCUCUCCAUUAGGGUCAGAAGGUGUAGCCCGAGGUCGGCGCCGGCGGGCAUGAAUUUCCUCAAUUUUGUUGCAUUUUCGCCUUCACACUUCGAUGGUGUCAAUUUUGGUAUCUCACUUUUGGGCUAUCCCGGCAAUGCCAGGGUGUGGUUAUCGGAGUAA